ACAAUAUUUCAGAUAAGAAUGUCGCUUCUUACCCCGCCGGAGACCGAACAUAAGCUGAGCGUACUGGAGGGAGACAGUAAGUCCGGAGAUAGUUGUCGAACUUUUGUUUUUCGUAAAGAAUCCCACACAUUAGGAAACUGCCUUAGAGUUACACUCCUUCAGAACCCACAGGUUGUAUUUGCUGGAUAUACGAUACCUCAUCCCUCCGAGGAGAUUAUGCACCUGAGGAUACAAACCAUGGAUGGAUAUCCGGCCCAGACUGCUCUACGGAAAGCGUUUGUGGACGUUAAGGCGAAUGCUCUUCAAUUAAAAAAGGAUUUUGGUCUCGCAGUUCAGCAAAAUAAAAACAAAUCAUAAAAAGAAAAUUUUUAUUAUUAAUAUAUUUU
Molecule: messenger RNA, 386 nt
Organism: Eurytemora carolleeae
Lineage: Eukaryota; Metazoa; Arthropoda; Copepoda; Calanoida; Temoridae
Product: probable DNA-directed RNA polymerases I and III subunit RPAC2
Exons: 4
Coding region: 19-357 (112 amino acids)
Biological process (GO): DNA-templated transcription
Cellular component (GO): RNA polymerase I complex; RNA polymerase III complex
Molecular function (GO): protein dimerization activity; DNA binding; DNA-directed RNA polymerase activity
Source: RefSeq, a predicted model, not a curated record